This is a messenger RNA of Candidula unifasciata, 191 nucleotides long. NCBI's taxonomy places the organism in Eukaryota, Metazoa, Mollusca, Gastropoda, Stylommatophora, Geomitridae. The record is from the annotation of a GenBank genome assembly.
GAAUACCUUCUCCGACCCAGAGACAACACUUGUCCAGUUCAGAGAUAGGGUUCGUUGCAAUCAUCGUGUCUGUAGUCACAGUGUGUAGCCUACUAGUGGCCGCUAUCCUCAUGUUUUGUGUGCUGAAAAAGCAGGGUUUGAAUCCAGAAGAUGAAAGACAAGACAGCGCAAUUCCUGAGGAUUCGACUUGA